Messenger RNA from Camelina sativa (false flax), 850 nucleotides. Its product is annotated as protein cornichon homolog 1. Gene Ontology annotation, biological process: vesicle-mediated transport. Lineage: Eukaryota; Viridiplantae; Streptophyta; Magnoliopsida; Brassicales; Brassicaceae. The record is from RefSeq and is a predicted model, not a curated record.
CUAAAAUUUUUGGGGUUCUUAAACAAAAGGAAAGUUAAUUUCCAAAUAGAAAACCCAAAAGUUACAAGUAAAGUACAAACUGGGUAGGAUUCAGAAGAAAGAGUUCAGAUUUCCAAAAAGGGUUUUUAAGUAUUUAUUAGUCUCUGUCGCUGAUAAUAAAAUUUUAGUCUGGUCUCUCUGUGAGAUUCUUUGGCAGGAAACCAAAAUAUAGGGAGGGAUGGCUUGGGAUUUGCUUUUAUGGAUAAUCUCCUUCUUCGUCAGCUUGGCUCUCGUCGCUUCCGUCUUCUAUCAGGUUAUCUGUUUAACGGAUUUAGAAGCUGAUUACCUGAACCCUUUUGAAACAAGUACCCGUAUCAACCGCUUGGUAAUUCCUGAGUUUAUCCUCCAAGGGUCACUCUGCCUUCUCUUCCUCUUCACAUGGCAUUGGGUCUUUUUUCUCGUCGCUCUCCCUGUAACAGUCUAUCACGCUAUGUUAUACAAUGACCGGCGUUAUCUCAUCGAUGUCACUGAAGUGUUCCGUGCUAUUAGCUUUGAAAAGAAGUUCCGGUUUACCAAGCUCGGUUUCUACAUCUUUCUCUUCAUCAUGGUUGUCUUUAGGCUUACUCUCUCGGCGGUCUAUAGCUUCACGGAGGACGAUGAUCUACUUCAUUUGUUUUGAUUUAUGCGCUCUGCUUUAACCACUCCUCAUUUAUUUGCUGAGUGUGUUUGAGACUAUUGUGACACGGGUUUUACAUCCCUGCUUAGAAUUGGCCAAUUAGGGAUUCAUGAUGUAGCUUUAUAUAAUGUACUAUUACAGGAAAAUUCCUCACAGAUCUUUUGACAUGGAUGGUUUCACCAGUUUUUUGCACAA